Messenger RNA from Elaeis guineensis (African oil palm), 3373 nucleotides. Lineage: Eukaryota; Viridiplantae; Streptophyta; Magnoliopsida; Arecales; Arecaceae. The record is from RefSeq and is a predicted model, not a curated record.
CUUUUUCUUGAAAAAUAUCUAAAUCUUUCUAUUUUUUCUCAAAAUAUCCAAAAACACCGCUGAAUAAAAUCAAAACAGAUGGACAGAAUACUUCCCAAAAAAAAACAAAGAAAUUAAACAUUUAUUAACAAAAAAAUAUUAGUUGAUGAGCUCAAUUUAAUCCCUCGAUUAAUUUUUGCAGCUCUUCUUCUGUCUCUUUCUUUCUCUUCAAAAAUAUCUAGACACUUCCUCAAAGUAUCCCAAAAGCCCACAGAAUAAACUCAAAACAAACACGAAGAACAAUUACAAUAAACAAAUACUUCCCAUAUCCAGGAAAAUUGGAUUUUAAUCUUUGUUAAUAAAAUGAAAUAUUAGUCGCUGAGCUCAAUAUAAUCCCCUCUAUCGAUUUUCGCCCCUCCUCGGCUUCUUUCUGAGUUUCUCUUCCAAAUUAGAGAAUUAUCUCGUGGAAUUAGAGUUUGUUGGUAAAAAUUGUUCCUUUGGCGAUUCCGGAUGGAAAGCUGCUGGGAUCUCAUCCAUUGGCUGGGUCAGGACCCGGCCACCAGCGUGCUCUUUUGUCUAGAUGAUCCCGCUGAUCUCGUGCGCUUCGCCGCCGUCUCCCACUCCUGGGAGCAGUUUGGUGAUUCACUGUCUCUGCUCUGUUUGCUUGUUUGUUUGAGAGAGUUUUGGCUGUUGGUUUGGUGAUUGAAGGUUCUAAAAGAAGUUGUUUUCUUGAUUGGCACAAAUUGUUUACUUGUUUUUGCUGAUUUAUUGGGGUUUAUUUUAGUAGCUGGAAUAGAUUUGGUAAGGAAUUAUAUGCCCAGAUGUAUUGUGAAGGCUGGUCUUGUUGGCCAGAAUUCGGCAAUCCUUGCCGACUUCAGUUCAAACAUUCAAAAAAAAAAAAAGGAAAAAAAAAUCAAAACGGGGGAAAUCGCGAUCCCCUGCUCCGAUCUUUCGUGGUGGGGGAUAAGGCCACCAAGCCGUUGUAGCCAAACACUGCCACCCCUAAAACCCAUGUCUCCUCUUAAAACUCCGGGUUGGGGCGUGACAUGUAUCCACCUUAAUAUGAAACAGAUUGUCAAAAAUGAUUUAGUUGCUCUACUUUGACUUGUGGUGAGUUCAUUGGAGGAGGAAUGGGGAGGAGACAAGUAAUUAUCUGUUCUUAAAGUUGCUGGGAUAGGGAUAUAAAGAAGAAAAAAUUUAGAUGCUCUCAUUUUAGUUGAUAUUAGUAAAGCUAUGUCUCAAUGAUGAAACAUGGAUAAUUUGUAUUUGGUUUGGUGGGAGAUCAAGUAGAGAUGCUAGGUGCUUUCUUCUCCUGGUUCCUUGGACAUUAUCUUUGACAUGGGAAUGUUGCCUGCCACUUUUCCAAGAGAAUUGGGUAAAUUCUAGAAGGAUAGGCUGCUCACUGAAUUGGAUUGAGUUCAGGCAGUGUCAAUAGAAAUCUAGGUCAAAGAUCCCUAAAUCACUUGAGUUUAUGGAUAAUAAAGAAAAAAAUAAUUCACAUUUUUCUUCAAAUACUUAAAAUACAAUAGAUCUGGUUCUUCAAUAGGGAUUUCCAAUAGGUCUUAAGAUUAUCUAUGCAUUCUCAUAUUCAUGUUGAAAGCAAUCUAGGGUGUGACUGGGUUUUUGGUUGGGUUUAGGGUCAAAAAUUUGAUACAAACCUGAUCCAGUUAUUCUUGAGUCUCAAAAAGCUUAUAAAUAUAGCCUUUUGACCUUUCUGGCUUUUUCGAUUGGUUGGUUGAUGGGGGUCUUCAUUAGCUCAAGUUCAGUAAUAAGAAAUCUGUCUAACUUGGACUUAAGUAGAUGCAUGAGGUGUGUGCAUGUGUAAGCAUCAAAAUUGAAGCUUCUUGAAACUUCUCAAGGUCAUCCAUAUUAAUCUGAAACAUAUUUCACUGUAAAUACUCUUAAAUCUAGGAUCUAUCUUAAGUAAGGUGUGGUUGCUGCUUCCACAUAAAAUCAGUGACUCUCAUCCCUUGUAGAUACAUGUCAAGGUUAGAGAAAAAAGGAGAGAUGAGAAGGUGCAACUAUGUCACUGCUAUCAAUUUCUUUAUCUGAGAAAACAAGUUCUGCUAGUAUUUUGUUACAAUUAUCUUUUCUUUUCUUUUCUUUUUUUGGGGCUUUUAAGAUUCUAAUUUUAUUUAUUCUUUCUUUAAGUCAUUACCUUGAGAGAAAUCUUAUAUCUUUUGUGUUGCUUGACCUGAGCUUUAUAUACUCAAAGGCAUAUUACCUUUUGGAAAACCAAGGAUUAUCUACGUUAUACAACACUACAGCAACAGCAAUGAUGACACCAUCUGCCAUCAAGCCUCUUCCUCAUAAAAUGAAGUUGGCAAUGUAGAAAAAGCAUUAAGCAGGGAGGACUCAACAAGAGAAUUGAACAAAUUUGAGUGAGUAGUUGCAAAUUUAAUGGCAACCUUCCCAUUAGCAGUCCCAAGAUUUCUGCUGUAUGGCCAUGAAUGCUUGUUGGUUGCUAGCAAUCGAAAAUGGUUUCCUCAAGAAGCUGUGCUUGAGACUGUGCCCAGAUGUAUCAAUUUUCUCUUAUGCUACUGAAGUCAGUAGUUCAAAAAAAAUUGCUGAAGUUGGAUCCAGCAAUUAUGAAUGGGAGUGCCAGAAGAAAGAUCACAGGAUUUAUUCCUAUUUUAGUUACUGUCUUGCUUCACCUGCAGCAAAGAGUGAUUGCAUCGAUGAGCCAAUUGGUGCUUCCAGCACUGACAAUCCAGAUGAGGGCAUUGAAAAUACAUUAGAACCUAGAGAUCGAGUGCGUACUGGGCCUUCUUAUUGGUCGAGCAAAGGGGAGAAGGAUCCUGGGGUCCCUGAGACACUAACUUACAGAUUGAGGUCUAAACUUUGUGUCAUUGAUGAAAUAAGGGUACAGCCAUUUGAAGCUUUCUUUCAACAUGGGUAUCCCAUAUACUCUGCAAAGACUGUGCAGUUUAGAAUGGGUUAUUCCAAAUUAUCACAAGAGACCAGAAUAGAUACCAUGCACAAUGCUGCAAACAGUCAAAAAUCUGCUGAUGACAACUAUGUGUGGACAUAUACUUCACCACAAUAUCAAAUGGAUCAGGAAAAUGUAUUACAAUCUUUUAAGCUUCCGCGCCCUGUUAUCUGCAUUGGUGGAAUUCUGCAGAUUGAACUAUUGGGCAGGGUUCAAAAACAAGAAAUGGCUGGUGCAUAUUAUUUCUGGUGCAUCUUCUAGAAACUUCUACACAUUAUCUCUGUUAUAUGAGUACAAUCAAUUGUCGAGGUUAGGAUAUCUCUUUAACAAACAUCAUAGUCAAAGCUGCUCCUUCAAAUAUUUUCAGUUUAAUUUCCAAUGAGAUGUGCUUCCUUCAUAAGUAUGUCUCUCUAAACCUUGUUGAAUUAUCCACUCUAGUGAUUGGUUGGCCAUGUUUUUUCUUCU